AUGGAAGUGUCCCCCGAUGCAGGAUUAAAUGCGGAAGAGCAGGCGGAAUGGCAGCGCUUAAUGCUGGCUGUCACCUACAAGACAACAAUCGAUAGGCUCGUUCUGCAGCAGCGCUCUCAGCGCCUAAGCAUGCAAAAGCCGCCGCCACGUUUACCAGCCUCGCUGCGUCGGCUUCGCAGCUCCUCGAUUGGGCAGCAGGCGAUGCCUCAGCGAGUGCUGCUAACGGGUAAAAGGCUGCCACGACUACAGUCGUUGCUCGGCGACACAGAUCAGGAUACGGACAAGCUGGAUGAAUGUGUUCUAAAUGCGCUGAAAUACGAAAGGGACUUAGAUGCCCUGCGCGGGUUCUUUCAUGCAGCCAACGAGCAGCUAUUCAUGAGUAGCGUGGAGCUGGAAAGAGAAAUACCAAGUCGCCUGGAUCUGGCUAUAUCCGCGCUGAGUGGCAAUAACAGCGAGGAGUCAGUCGCUGUUCAGCAGCUUCAGCAGUCCAAGGAUGAGUUACAACAACUGGAAGCGCAGCUGGAGCAGCUGAAAAUCGACGGUGCAGCCAAGCUGCAUGAGACGGAGGAGCGCAUAGCAGAUGCUAAAUACAACUUGAAGUGUGUCUCGCGCGUCAACGAUCUGGAGUAUAGUUUGGUGGAGCGUUGGGAGGCAUCACGCAUCUCGCAGGCACAGAUCUGGGGCGAGAAUGCAGAGCGGGCCUACUUACGAGACAUCCUCGACUACAAACAGCGGCUGGCGCGAGAGGAGCGUGUCAGCCAGGAGCUGGCUGCCUUUCGCCAUCGCGAACUGACCGAUCUGCAGGAGCGCAUCGCCGACUGGCAGAAGCGUUAUGCCAACGAGCUGCGUCGCGUCGAUCGUGAAACUGAGGCUUGGGAACUGCGCAUUCUAGAGCAGACGAAAUCACUGGCGCAUCAUCGCGUGGUGAAUGCCCAGCAUGUGGAAUUCGUGCGGGAGUAUCGCGCCAAGAAGGAGGAGGAGCAACGACUCCAAGAUCUCGAGGUGCAUCGCAUGGAGUGUGCUAUCAAAUUGCAGGCCUGGUGGCGUGGCACAAUGGUGCGACGUGGUCUGGGACCCUUCAAGAAAAAACCGAAGCGCGGCAAACGGCAGAAAGCCAAAAAGUAGUGAAAAUAAAUCUUUACGGCAAAAAUAAUGAAACGAUAAUUUUGAGAUUAGU
This is a messenger RNA of Drosophila grimshawi, 1177 nucleotides long. RefSeq names its product dynein regulatory complex protein 9. Bases 1 to 1125 code for a protein of 374 amino acids. The record is from RefSeq and is a predicted model, not a curated record. The transcript has a single exon. Gene Ontology annotation, biological process: cilium organization. Lineage: Eukaryota; Metazoa; Arthropoda; Insecta; Diptera; Drosophilidae. Gene Ontology annotation, cellular component: motile cilium; cytoplasm. Gene Ontology annotation, molecular function: protein binding.